ACACGUUCCCAAGUUUAAGGGACAAAACAGAGCAAUUUUAGGACUAGCGGUGUUUGUAAUAACAAAACAAAACAAAACAAAACAAACAAAAGUCUUUACUAAACAGAUAAGAACAAUACUGUUUCAUCGGUUCUGUUUCUUCUUCUUCGUUCCUCGUGUCUCCACCACUUCUUGUUGUUCUGUUUCUUUAACAAACCAAAAAAAACAGAGAAAAAUCUGUGUUUUCACUAAUACAAAACCAAUUUCUCUUUCUUUAUUCUUCUUCUUGUAGUAUCUCCAUCGAUCGAAUGGUAUUUUGAUAUUGAUACGAGUCUUAUAGUAACAAAACAAUGGCGUCUUCUCAGGUGGAGAUCAUACAGCCUUCACCGUCUCAGAGAUUCGGGUUUAUUCUCAGAGACCGUAAUCAAAACGCUGGCGUUUUCAACAAGAAUCUCAAACCUCCUCCUCCGGUGAAAAACCAUCACGAGGUCUACAAAACUCAUGCCGGAGACGAGAACUCUGAGAACUUGGUCGAUUCUUGGAUCGAGACUCAUAACAUCAAGAACAGUCGUAUUCGAUUGACGGAGAAACCAAUUGUUAGAACAGAGCGUGUUCUUGAAUCGACAAGAAACGACAAUCGCGGUGCUUCUUCUCUUGUACAGAUAUGGGAGGCGAGGCUACACCGAUCCAACGGCGGAAACUCGCCGAGCAGCGGCCAAUCAACGGCGAGUAGUACUCGGAGCGAUUCAGGACUUAGUAGUGUUCAAGAUUCGAUCGACGGUGAUUCCAAAAUGGUCGAAGAACAAGACAUAGCAGAAGCUAAGAAUACUAAACCAACGGUGGAGGUUGAAUCUGAGAGCAAAUGGGGACGAGUGGCUGAUCUAGUUAGGAGGCUCAGCAACGAAGACAAGAAACUAACGGCCGGAGCUAAAAGCGGCGGCGAUGGCGAUGGAAUCUCGAUUAUAAGAACGCCGAGGCCUUGCACUUCGUCGUCGUCGGAGAGAAGUAAUUUUCCGGUGGUUGGUUUCUCACCGAGGAUCCGAGGACGGCAAGCUUUUGCCGAUUUGCUUAUGCAAAUGGAACGUGAUCGCCACCGUGAGUUGGAUUUGCUUCUUGAACGCAACGCAGUUUCUAGGUUUACUCAACGUGGUCGUCUCCAGUCAAUGUUAAGGCUAAGGAGUCUCAAACGCUGUCUCUCGAUUCAAGAUCAAAGCCGGUCUAACGCAAAACCAACAGGAUUAAACCGUAUCGAAUCAGGCUCUACAGUUCUGCAUUUAAGAGAGAGAUUUCGUGCAAAUGCAUUGAGCACUCCGGAUGCAACAGAUCAGAGGAAGGAUCAUCAUAGAUCCGAUGAGAUGAAUAACAAAGCCGUUGAAGGAACUACCAAGAACAAGAUGCUGAAACAAGGUACUCUAGAAGCUUUCUUCAAGGAGAGGUUGAACAUCCGUGACCGCAAGAUAGAGGAAGCAACGUUAUGUAUGGAAGAAGAAGCUGUAAAUGCACCAGUUGCGAAUUGCCGUCAACUGCAAGAAAGAAGAGAUGUAGAAGAUACUUGCAAUUACAGCGAGUAUGUGAAGAAAGAGGAAGAGAAAACAAGUCUGAGCGCAUGUGUAACUCAAGAAUCAUGGUUAAGGCAGAAUCAGAGUGAGAAGGAAACGGAAAACUGUAUGCAAGAAACUCAAACACAAGGUAUGUUACAUGAGAGUAAUGGGAUGGAUCAGUGUCUUGAGCAACAAGAAACAUCAUAUCUGAAUGGAUGGGAAGAAUAUGAAGAUGAGCAGUCUUAUUAUGGAGAAACGAACAAUGACUGGCUUAGCGAAAUAUCUCGGCCGCGAAGUUACUGGGAGGAACUGAGGAAGUCUAGGUACCUAGAAGUAAUGAACACUCGGUCUGAGAAAGAGGACAUAUGCAGACUCCUUGAGCGGAGAACGGUGACAGAUUUUUUGGAGAGCGGGUUGCGAGAGAAGAUUGAUAAUCUCAUGAUGUCCCGUGUGCAGACACACUCAAAUAAGCACUCUGAGUCUGAGCAAUGGGAAUUCGAACAAGUAGAAGAAGAGGCAGAAGAGAAAUAUGAAGUCGAAGAAGAAAUCAAAGAAGAAGAGCCAUUAACGGAAGGUGAAGAGGAAGAUGAUAGAGAUGACUCGAGCCAAUCAUCUUCAUCACAAAUCUUUGUAUCGUCUCCUGCAGGAUCUUGGAGUUCUCAAGACACUGGAGUUACUUCAACUCCAGUCUUAUCUGUUCAUAAUCUUCAGUCACCUGGAAUGGAGCUGAUAAGCGAUAUGAGAUCACAGAUCCAACAGCUUCAGCAAGAAAUGUCGGUUUUACGAGAUUCUGUCAAAACGUGUUUGGAUGCAAACGCGAGCCUGCAGCAGAAGGUUGAAAGAGAAAACCCGAUGAAAUGGAAAUGCUGCGUCUGCGACGAAACGCAGGUCGAGGCGGUUUUGUACAAAUGCGGACAUAUGUGCAUGUGCCUGAAAUGUGCCAAUGAACUGCAUUGUAGUGGAGGGAAAUGUCCGAUUUGCCGAGCGCAGAUUGUGGAUGUUGUUCGUGUCUUCUUCGAUACAAGAAACUGAAAUAAUAAAUCAGUUUUAAAACGCUGACUAAUUCACUAAUCGGUGUUGUACUCUCUUUAUAUUAGGUUAUGUUACCUGACAUUGUAACGAAAGACUUUGUCCAGUUAUAUGAAAACUUUUGAUCACC
This is a messenger RNA of Capsella rubella, 2679 nucleotides long. Its product is annotated as E3 ubiquitin-protein ligase LRSAM1. NCBI's taxonomy places the organism in Eukaryota, Viridiplantae, Streptophyta, Magnoliopsida, Brassicales, Brassicaceae. The transcript is spliced from 5 exons. The record is from RefSeq and is a predicted model, not a curated record. Bases 330 to 2552 code for a protein of 740 amino acids.